Heterobasidion irregulare TC 32-1 is the source of this 2656-nucleotide messenger RNA. RefSeq lists its product as uncharacterized. NCBI's taxonomy places the organism in Eukaryota, Fungi, Basidiomycota, Agaricomycetes, Russulales, Bondarzewiaceae. The record is from RefSeq and is a predicted model, not a curated record. Gene Ontology annotation, cellular component: nucleus. Gene Ontology annotation, biological process: rRNA processing. Gene Ontology annotation, molecular function: ATP binding; nucleic acid binding; RNA helicase activity. The coding region runs from base 1 to 2460 and encodes 819 amino acids. The transcript is spliced from 8 exons.
AUGGCACCACAAGCUGGCCCUUCAAGGUCGCAUAAAGGGCCGAAGAAAAGCGGCAAAUCAAAACCUUCUGUGCGCUCUUCAAAAGUGAAGAAAGUCUCGGAGAAGCAGCAAAUAGAGGCACUGGAACGAGCAGUGGAACAAUUCAAUGUGAAUGAUGAUCUCAAUGCAUUCGCCGACUUGCCUAUAUCAGAUUUGACAAAGAGAGGUCUGAAGAAAGCCUUUUUUGUCGAUAUGACCGAGAUCCAGGCCAAAAGUCUCCCUGUAUCACUGAAGGGAAAAGAUGUGUUAGGUGCCGCAAGGACUGGCAGCGGCAAAACCCUCGCUUUCCUCAUACCCGUUCUGGAGAUCCUGUACAGGAGAAAAUGGGGCCCGCAAGAUGGUUUGGGUGCUUUGGUUAUCUCACCUACACGCGAAUUGGCUGUCCAAAUUUUUGAGGUCCUGCGGUCAAUUGGCGGAUACCAUAGCUUCUCCGCCGGUCUUGUCAUUGGAGGCAAAAAUCUCAAAGACGAACGAGAUCGCUUAUCACGUAUGAAUAUCCUGGUAGCGACACCAGGGCGGUUACUUCAGCACAUGGACCAGACCAUCGGCUUCGAAAGCGACAAUCUUCAGCUGCUUGUUCUUGAUGAAGCCGAUAGAAUUCUGGACAUGGGCUUCUCUCGGACAUUGUCUGCUCUCCUUUCUCAUCUUCCGAAAUCACGCCAAACACUCCUGUUCUCCGCAACACAAACACAAACCGUCGCUGAUCUCGCCCGCCUCUCCCUCAAAGAUCCCGUUUACAUCAAUGCCCAAGCUGAUUCAUCUCAGGAUGCCGAGCAUGAAAGUCACCUCGCUAUACCAAAAGGUCUUGAGCAACACUAUGUUGUGACCACGCUCGAGAAGAAACUGGACGUCUUAUGGAGCUUCAUCAAGACUCACCUCCAACACAAAAUACUUGUGUUCAUGUCGAGUUCGAAGCAAGUUCGGUUCGUGUUCGAGACGUUCAAAAGGAUGCAUCCUGGCGUGCCGCUUCUGCACCUGUACGGGAAGCAAAAGCAGAUGACGCGGCUGCAAACGUUCAAUCGGUUCACAACCAUGCAGCAUGCAGUUCUGUUUGCAACGGAUAUCGCUGCGCGUGGGCUGGACUUUCCUUCGAUCAAUUGGGUUGUCCAAGUAGACGCGCCAGAAGAUGCUGAGACCUACGUGCAUCGAGUCGGACGCACUGCCAGGUACCAGAGCAAUGGCAAGGGUCUAUUGCUUUUGCUACCAAGUGAGGAAGAAGGCAUGACAGCGGCGCUGAAGAACAAGGGAGUUGAUGUUGCUAAAAUCAAGAUUCGCGGGAGUAAGACUCAGAGUAUUGAGAACCAGUUGCAGAGUCUCGCAUUCCAGGAUCCAGACAUCAAGUACCUUGGACAAAGAGCGUUUGUGUCGUACUUGCGCUCUAUUCAUCUACAAAAGGAUAAGUCAAUAUUCAAGGUCUCCGAGCUUCCGGCGGAUGAAUUCGCAGCUUCGCUCGGCCUUCCUGGUACGCCGAAGAUCAAGUUCUUGAGCAAAGAGAAGGCGAAAGAAAAAAAGAAUGCUUCGCGUGUAGCAGCUGCGUUGCAGGCAGAGAUUAGCAAAGAGCGGGGAAUACCCGCUGCAGACGAAGAAGAUAGCGAAGAGAGUGAGGAAGAGUCAAGUGAAGCGGAGGGAGAUGAUGAACCUGUUGAUGCGGACGAAGAUAUACCGCCUUCAGCCGAGCUCAAACAGGAACAAAAGUCCAACAGCGUCCGCACGAAGUACGACCGCAUGUUCCAACGUAAAAAUCAAAAUAUCCUGUCCGAGCAUUACAACAAGCUCGUUGAUCAUUCUUUGGAUGGGACUGCGGGAGAUGGCGGUGAUGACGACUUUAUCAUUCUCAAGCGGGCAGAUCAUGACCUCCCAGGAGAUGAUGGGCAGCCUGCAUCCAGCCACUUGUCGAAGCGUAAAUUGAAGAUGGGUGAAAGCAAGCGCGCUAUGCUCAAGUUCAAAGGCGUGCCGACGCGUAUAGUGUUCGACGACGAAGGUCAAGGACAUGAAAUUUACGAGAUGAAGGAUGUCGAUGAGGUGUUUGGAGAUGCGGGCGAAGGGGAUGUGCUAGAGGCCGGACGGAAAUUUGUUGAGGGAGAAAGAGGGAAGAUGAAGGAGGCGGAUGUGAAAGACAAGGAGGAAGCCAAGGACAAAAAGAAGGAAAAAAAGCGCAAAAGAAAGGAGCGGGAGCGUGAGAACAACCCUGAGAAUCAGGAUAGAGAAGGUCCCGCUCUUGCGCCGUUGGACGAGGAUGACGGUUAUGUUUCCCCCGCCUUCGAGCUUUCUCCAAAUUCAGAUGACGAUGGAUCAGAGAUGGUGCCUCCACCGGCCAAGCGUAAUAAACACAACAAACCCUCAAUAUCUGAAAAACCAUUGCCUUCUACGUUAGAUGAAGAAGAAGAGCUAGCGCUACAGAUGUUACGCAGAGGACGGUAGGCUCCAUCAUGGUGAGUGAGCAUUGUUCAGCACCGCAAUUGUCAAUGAUGGUUCGAGACGAUAGUGCCGCACGUUUGCAUACGUUCUGUGACCAAGCUACCUCUGAAGUCUGACAUUGUUAUCGCUUGAGUGCACGUAGUCAACGAGUGGAAUCUGGUAUAAUCGAUUUGAUUGAAUCGACAAGUUAUGAUAUGCG